Messenger RNA from Coprinopsis cinerea okayama7#130, 225 nucleotides. RefSeq lists its product as hypothetical. The coding region runs from base 1 to 225 and encodes 74 amino acids. The transcript has a single exon. NCBI's taxonomy places the organism in Eukaryota, Fungi, Basidiomycota, Agaricomycetes, Agaricales, Psathyrellaceae. The record is from RefSeq and is a predicted model, not a curated record.
AUGAUCAAUAUCCCGACGUCUCUCCGAAGGGUCGGAAAGAAGGAAGAAGCCACUGGUGCGCCUCCCGAUGCAAUCCCAGGCGCAUUUCGGCUCGCCCCGCCCUCCCUCCAGCACCAGGCCGGACGGACGGUUACCAUUUCGGGUAACCAACGCUCCCGAUUGGGCAUGCGCAAGGCCAGCGGCACCAAUUGUUCGAGAAGGUUCGACACCACAGGUCCAAUGUAA